Molecule: messenger RNA, 843 nt
Organism: Chanos chanos (milkfish)
Lineage: Eukaryota; Metazoa; Chordata; Actinopteri; Gonorynchiformes; Chanidae
Gene: stxbp6l
Product: syntaxin binding protein 6 (amisyn), like
Exons: 6
Coding region: 1-843 (280 amino acids)
Biological process (GO): Golgi to plasma membrane transport; exocytosis
Cellular component (GO): plasma membrane; exocyst
Molecular function (GO): phosphatidylinositol-4,5-bisphosphate binding
Source: RefSeq, a predicted model, not a curated record
AUGAAUAUCCAGUCAGCCAUAAACAGAGAAAUCUUUGCCCCUCGAGAUGAGAGGAUGCUGGUCGCUAUCGAGGUGCGCAGGAGGAGGAAGAGAAGGUUACCCUUUGUCGCGCCCGAACGCAAGGGCAACUACGUGACGUAUCUCUGUCUGUCAGUAACCAAUAAGAAGCCGGCACAGGUCUUCAUAACGAAGGUGAAGCAGUUUGAGGGGUCUCCUCGUUUUGUCAAGAGGUCUCAGUGGUCGGUGGAGCAGCUCCGCCAGGUCAAUGGCAUCAACCCAAACAAGGACAGCCCUGAGUUUGACCUGUUGCUGAACCACACCUCUGAUCAGUGGAUAGCCAGCUCGGCAGCUGAGAAGUGUAUGUUUGUUCAGAUCCUGUACCACGCCUGUCAAAACUACUGGGAGAGUAAGCAGAGUCAGGGAAGCCCAAGGCUUCUCAGGGACCAGAAGGACCAGGGACUGUCUGAGAGCCAGAAACCCAACAAGCCCCAGUGCCCGACUGAGUUUGUCAACUGUCAGUCCAAGCUGAUGGGAGAUGCCUGCUCUGUGAAUAUGGCCAUUUACCGUUGUAAGAUCUUCUUGAACAGAAUGAAGAACACGGUGAUGUCACAGCAGGGGCGGCAACUGGCGGAGGCUAAACCAGCACCUGCAAAAGCCUCAGGGAGCAGCCCCUCCCCUCCGGCAGGGAGGAAUAUGGGUAACGUAGUCCGGAGGGCCAGCCACAUGGUCAGCGAGCACGGGGAGCGUCUGGGGCGCGCCGAGGAAAAGACCGCCAUCAUGAUGCUCAGCGCCAGGCAGUUGGCCGAAACGGCCCAGAGGCUGGCUUUGAAGCAGAUAAAUUAA